AGAGCAGGAGCCGAGCGAGGCUACAGAGAGAAGCAGCGGCAGAAGGCGGCGUGGAGGGCUGGUUUCCGAACCCCGCACACGGGGGAGCCCUGCAGGACUUUGAUCCGCUGCAGCCUGGCAAACGCGGGACUUUGAGUCACGCUUUUUUUUUUUUUUUUAUUCCCAAGCGGGAGGGGAGGAGGGAGGGUGGCGGGCCGAGGCUGAUCUGAAUUAAAGCUCCCUGGGCAGGAAGGUGCUGCAGGAGGAUGCGAGGGGAAGGCAGCAGCAGUAGAGCCGAGGAGGAGCAGUUGCUACCUGUGUGGCCCGGGGUGCUACGGCAGAGACCUGCUGGAAGCAUCAUGUGAAUAUUUAUUACCCGGUUCGGGUCUUGGCUCGCGGGAAGCGAAUGGGAGGUUUGCCUCCAGGAAGGUGACCCCCCCUUCCUCCCCCAGCGGGAGAUUAUCUGGGGCUCGUGCGGCGAUCGGAGCAGCGUGGAGCGGACCAGAUCUGAUUUCCCAGACAAUGAUCCCAAAGAUGAUAUGAUAAUUGCUGGUGACUGAAAAAGAGAAAGCACUUUGGGGACUGUACUGAAGCAACACAGGGAGCAGGAGGGAGAAAUACUUGUGCCUGCUUCUCCAGCAGUGCUGGCUCUGCAAGCUGUGUGUGCGGUGCAUUUUCAGCAUAGCAGAUUACUAGUCAGGAAACAGCCAGUUCAACAGCUGGACCUGAGACACUCCAGAGUCAAGAGAAGAAGCAGCACCAGCAUGGACAAGGACAGCAUGGGCCUGGCUGACCAGCAGUAUGAAUGUGUGGCUGAGAUUGGUGAAGGAGCCUAUGGGAAGGUGUUCAAGGCCCGAGACUUGAAGAAUGGAGGUCGUUUUGUAGCCUUGAAGAGAGUGCGGGUGCAAACAAGUGAGGAGGGAAUGCCACUCUCCACCAUUCGUGAGGUGGCAGUACUGAGACACCUGGAGACCUUUGAGCACCCCAAUGUGGUCAGGUUAUUUGAUGUAUGCACAGUGUCACGAACAGAUAGAGAGACCAAACUAACACUAGUGUUUGAACAUGUUGAUCAAGACUUGACCACUUACCUGGAUAAAGUUCCGGAGCCUGGAGUGCCUACAGAAACUAUAAAGGACAUGAUGCUUCAGCUGUUGCGAGGGCUGGAUUUUCUGCAUUCACACAGAGUGGUGCACCGUGAUCUGAAACCACAAAAUAUCCUCGUAACAAGCAGUGGGCAGAUAAAAUUAGCCGACUUUGGCCUUGCACGAAUCUACAGUUUUCAGAUGGCUCUUACCUCAGUGGUUGUUACUCUGUGGUACAGAGCUCCAGAAGUUUUGCUUCAAUCCAGCUAUGCAACACCAGUUGAUCUUUGGAGUGUUGGCUGCAUAUUUGCAGAAAUGUUUCGCCGAAAGCCACUUUUUCGUGGAAAUUCAGAUGUUGAUCAGCUAGGAAAAAUCUUUGACGUCAUUGGGCUCCCGGAAGAAGAAGAUUGGCCUAGUGAUGUUGCCCUUCCAAGACAUGCUUUCAAUUCCAGACCCUCACAACCCAUUGAAAAUUUUGUACCAGACAUCGAUGAACUAGGCAAGGACUUACUUCAUAAAUGUUUAGCGUUCAAUCCCACCAAGAGAAUAUCUGCCUAUGUUGCUCUGUCUCACCCUUAUUUCCAUGAUCUGGAGAAAUGCACGGAGAAUCUGGACUCCCAUAUGUCAACUAGCCAAAACUCCAAUGAGGUGAAUACAUCAUAAGGCUAACUGAAGCUGAACCUACAAGUUAACAAAAUGUGUAGCUGACAGUGAUCAUUAUCCCUAGCUGUUCAACUGAAGAUCAUUUUUGGAGAUUUUACAUGUCUGUCUGCUUCUUCAGGACAGUGAUGUGCUCCAAGAAAACCAACCUAGUUUACUUUCAUCAAAGCAAUGCAAGAGUCAGGCCUUUUGCCUGCUCCUAUUGCAGCUUUAUGUGUGUGUGUAUUUUGAUUAACUACCUGGGAAAACUCCAGAUGAAGAGAAGCUGCUGACCAGUUUGCUGCCAUUUUAUUCGUCUCAUAUUAAAUGCUGCCGGUGUACCAGUCACUGCCAAAACAUGAUGCAGUCUCUCCCUCUAGCUGCUGAAGCCUGGUCUGGUAUUUUUUUAUUGUUAUUUUGGGAUCUCUUAAAGUGAUAUUUAAAAGAAUGGCAUUGAAAUGUUGGAUCUCUACAACCCACAAAUAAUUGGAAAAGUACAUGAAUGCAUUUAGCUACUGUGAGUAACAUACAAGGGCAUGCUUUUCCAGUUGAAAACUUGGACAAAUAAUUUUAUUUCUUCGUUACUGUCCAUAAAAAUGAUGAUGAUGAUAAACUGAACAUUAACUAGAUGAGUUUAUGUGCAUGUUGCAAAAAAUAAGUUUAAAAAACCUCUAGGAAUGUAUUUUUUAAAGACUCUCUCUUCUCCACAAAAAAAUCAUUUGCUCAUUUGGAAUCAGUCAAUGCAGUCUAACUUGUUUAUUUCUUUCUCAAAACAAUUGCAAGCACAUGUUCAUGAUCUAGUACAGAAUGUUAUAAUAUGCAGCUCAAUGAGGUAGAUAGAGCUGAUGAAAAUCAAAAUACUGUUUCCCAUUGUAAUAUAUACUUAUUAGUAACCAAAAAGAAAAAUGUUUCCUGUUUUACAAGCAGAGAAUUAUCUGAUUACAAUGAAGAACAACUUACUGCAUACAUGCUAUAUUAGACAGAAUAUAUUGUGCUGCUUUACUUGUAACAUACAACUUAUACAACACAGUGCAUGAACAUUACUCAUAUGUCAUUUACUAGCAGAUUUUUUUCUGUUUAGAAAUUCAUGAGCUGCCCUCCUAAACCACCAUGUGAGUAUAUUGGCACACCAUUAUUUCU
This is a messenger RNA of Pelodiscus sinensis (Chinese soft-shelled turtle), 2840 nucleotides long. It is a transcript of the gene CDK6, whose product is annotated as cyclin dependent kinase 6. The record is from RefSeq and is a predicted model, not a curated record. Gene Ontology annotation, biological process: protein phosphorylation; signal transduction; regulation of G2/M transition of mitotic cell cycle. Gene Ontology annotation, molecular function: ATP binding; cyclin-dependent protein serine/threonine kinase activity; cyclin binding. NCBI's taxonomy places the organism in Eukaryota, Metazoa, Chordata, Testudines, Trionychidae. Gene Ontology annotation, cellular component: cyclin-dependent protein kinase holoenzyme complex; nucleus; cytoplasm.